UUCCCCCAUUGGAAUUAACGUCAAUUGAAAAAUUCCGUUUUCAAAUCAGUCUUGUGUCGCAAAGCAGCGCUGUUGAACGUCCAGAAGACCAGGUGUAGUGAAAAUCUUAAACAAAGCUAUCUGUGCUACAUAUCAAAGCCGCCACAAUGUCUCUGGAUGAAAAAUUCAACAAAGCCGCUGAAAGCAUCAGGAACAUGACCACCAGCCCUUCAGACGAUGAAAUGAAAGAGAUUUAUGCUCUUUACAAACAAUCGACAGUCGGAGACGUUAACACUGCUCGCCCAGGUAUGCUUGACCUUAAAGGAAAAGCCAAGUGGGAUUCAUGGGAAUCUAAGAAAGGCAUGUCUGCCGAUGAAGCCAAGGAAGCAUACGUCACCAAAACGGAAGAAUUGGUGGCCAAGUACAGUGCAUCAAGUGCCUAGACAGCAUUGGAUAUUUUCACGUUUGUUACUUACUGGUUGUUACGGGUUCGUUGUGCCACGCUGUUAAUUGUUAAAACAGUUCAUCUUUUGUUCAUUACCUGAAGGUGCCUCUCAAUACAGUUGUCUUGCAUU
Molecule: messenger RNA, 554 nt
Organism: Daphnia carinata
Lineage: Eukaryota; Metazoa; Arthropoda; Branchiopoda; Diplostraca; Daphniidae
Product: acyl-CoA-binding protein homolog
Exons: 4
Coding region: 147-422 (91 amino acids)
Biological process (GO): fatty acid metabolic process
Molecular function (GO): fatty-acyl-CoA binding
Source: RefSeq, a predicted model, not a curated record